Haliotis rufescens (red abalone) is the source of this 2082-nucleotide messenger RNA. RefSeq names its product cadherin EGF LAG seven-pass G-type receptor fmi-1-like. Gene Ontology annotation, molecular function: cadherin binding; calcium ion binding. The transcript is spliced from 8 exons. Gene Ontology annotation, cellular component: plasma membrane; catenin complex. Lineage: Eukaryota; Metazoa; Mollusca; Gastropoda; Lepetellida; Haliotidae. Bases 1 to 2082 code for a protein of 693 amino acids. Gene Ontology annotation, biological process: homophilic cell-cell adhesion. The record is from RefSeq and is a predicted model, not a curated record.
AUGGCUGCUAUAAGUUUACUGUAUCUUCAGAAAGUAGAUGUUGCAGAAACUGAUGCAGUUGUUCAUUUCAGCGUCAGAAUCACGAUCGUCCAAGGCCUCGCCAUUCUCAUUGGUGCGUAUGUUGCACAGUCGGAUAAAGUUCAACCAGUUUUGCUCGACCCUCCGUCAGCCUUCCUAAGGCUGCCUGAAGACACCAAGGUGGGUACGCUCCUAUACACCAUCAACGGCCAGAAGACGAGUUACAAGUACAGUUUAGUGGACACUUCACAAACCCAGUUUUCGUUAGCCAAAGAUGCUAUCUCACUGAAAGCUAAAUUUGAUUUUGAAAAGAAAUCAAGCCACCACUUGCUUGUGAGGGUUAGCGAAGGUCUCUCUACUGUCAAUUUUACUUUAUUCGUGGACGUAGUCAAUGUCUAUGACGAAGCACCAAAGAUAUCUCUGAAGUCAUCUGUCUCAAUCCCGGAGGAGCUCCCAGUCGGCACAAUGAUAGGUCAGCUGUUCACCGUCACUGACGCCGACCCAGGAGAUACCCUGACAUGCGCUCUAACAGGUCCCAACGCCAAAUACUUCGAGGCUGUUAACUGUACCCUCAAGAUGAAGUUGAGGAUUGAUCGAGAUGGCGCCAAUGGAGUCAAAAAGCUGGACAAGAUAGGCCUUACAGUCACCGACAUGGGCAAACUCUCGACCUCCCAAGCCUUUACUGUAGAUAUCGUGGACAUCAAUGACAACCCACCUACAUUCGAGAAACCGAUUUACAUAAUACCUAUCGAUGCAAAACCGACUGAUCAGUGCAUCCAGAAGAUCACUGCAAUGGACAAAGAUAAGGAUGGAAAGCAACUUUACGAUGUAGAGUUGAGUAUCAAAGAUGGGAACAAUGCUGGAGUAUUCAAUCUUGCUUCCGGGUGCAUCAAUGCUAACCUAGAGAAGAUGAUGGAUCGAGCCACCCUACAGAAGGUGAAGGGGUCUUACAGUCUGCUAAUAGAAGCAAAGGAUAAACCAGCAACUGGAGUCAUGCCGCUAGUAGCCACAACGACCGUGGUGGUCAAGGUCUCGUCUGUUGGGUCGCCGGCCCCGAAUGGCAAGAAGACCGACGGUGCGGCCAAUCCGAACAAGCUGGCUCCUGAAUGGGUAAAGCCUAUUCCUGUGAGGGGGAAGUUCAAAACGGUGAAGGUAUCCGAGACGGCAAAACCAGGAUCCGUUGUCUUCCACGUUGAAGCUAAAGAUCAGGACUCUGGCUUAGGAGGGAGGGUUGUGUACGGCUUCAGUCCAAAACUAUCAAAGAGUAAAAAUGCGAAGCAAAACAAAGCUGGGAUGUAUUUGACGAUGGAUGCCCUGACGGGUGAUCUCCGUGUGGCCAUGCCUCUUGACAGGGACAAAAAGUCGGGAGGAGUGGCCAACUUUAAAAUAUACAUAUAUGCUAAUGACAGUGCCACGCCCCACAAAUCCAUUAAGGCUUGGGUCACCAUAAGUAUCACAAAUGAAAAUGACAAUCCACCUUCAUUUGACAAGUCUCUGUAUGAUACAAGCUACGGGUGUAAGCACAAGCAUGAAAAGGAGAUAUUAUCGAUGUCCAUAUUGGACUAUGACAAAGAUCCAAUCAAGGCGCCAGUGUUGGGUGGCAAGGGAAAUGAAAACUAUGGUAUUUACAAAACUGGUCGAAAUUAUCUCUUGAGAGUAAAAUCGGAUUCCAAGCGGGAUCAGCUAAAAGAUGCAAUUGACGUGGUCACUGUGAACGCUACCGACGGCAAGUAUACUUCCACGGCUAUCGUAGUUGUACGGUUUCAGAGCUGCGCUCCAGACCCGACGACAGUCAAGCCAACUACAUCUAAGCACGCCCCAACCACCUCUGUAGUGAAGCAUCCAGUGACACAUAUCCCCAGUUCUACGUCUACUGCAGUUCUGACUACCACGACAGAGGGCACCACGACGUCAACACGCGCCACAACUUCUACGACAGAAGUUGUGUCUACGACUGGCGAGGCAUUCGUCACGUUAUGUACCACAGUGAGGAAAGAGACACUCCCUACAACGCUUGCCACUGAGCCGCCCACAACCAAGACAUCAACAAACUCCGUCGUGUGA